Molecule: messenger RNA, 328 nt
Organism: Pocillopora meandrina
Lineage: Eukaryota; Metazoa; Cnidaria; Anthozoa; Scleractinia; Pocilloporidae
Source: the annotation of a GenBank genome assembly
AUGCUGCUUGGGGAGACGGAGAUGGGUCAGGAGAAAGCAGCGGUAGGACUUCUAGAAAACCCAAACCUUCAAAACCAGGCGGAGAAGGAAACGAAGGAGGUAAGGAAGGUGGAGAACGAGAGGAAAAAGGAGGAGGGGAAGGCUUUUAAUUUAAAGGAAAGAACAAAAACGGAAGUUGCAAGCCUCCUAGUUUUCUCCAUGUUUCCGGCCUUGGUAGAAAUUACCCGAGGAGCUCAGUGAUGAUCAGGGUAAAGAAGAGUUCAGAAGAACAGAGGAAUAUGGAGCUAUCGUCAUGGAACAAACAGAAUCAGAAAUCGAAUCACCCUAA